AUGGCGCACCUGCGACCGCUCAUGGCGCCCGUAUACGUGCCCGGUACCGAGCCAUUACCGCCGGGUGUGACCGAAGAUGAUCGCGCCGAGAUGGCCAAGAUUGCCAAAUGGAACAAGAUCGCCAAUAUGACCAUGGAGUCGUGUCCAGUCAAGUGUGCCAUGUCGGGAGCGGCGGGGUUCGGGCUGGGUGCGUUCUUCUCGCUCAUGUCGACGUCGUUUGCUGUCGAUGACCCGCUGCGUAGGACGACACUGGCGGCGAAUGGGCUGGCAACGGGCGCGGCAGGAGCGGGGGCGGACAUGACGACGAUGCAGAGCACAAAGGAGUUCUUCAAGCAGACGGGAAAGAGCAUGUACCGGUCCGGCAAGGGCUUCGGUAAGGUCGGCGCGCUCUAUUCAGGCAUCGAGUGCUGUAUUGAAGCCUACCGAGCGAAAAACGAUCUAGUCAACCCGGUCGCAGCAGGCUUUGCCGCUGGUGCCAUCCUCGCGCGCAACUCGGGCCCGAAAGCUGCCAUCGGCGGAGGCGUCGCUUUCGCCGCAUUCUCCGGUGCUAUCGAUAUGUAG
This is a messenger RNA of Sporisorium graminicola, 561 nucleotides long. RefSeq lists its product as uncharacterized. Gene Ontology annotation, molecular function: transmembrane protein transporter activity. Gene Ontology annotation, cellular component: TIM22 mitochondrial import inner membrane insertion complex. The transcript has 2 exons. The coding region runs from base 1 to 561 and encodes 186 amino acids. NCBI's taxonomy places the organism in Eukaryota, Fungi, Basidiomycota, Ustilaginomycetes, Ustilaginales, Ustilaginaceae. The record is from RefSeq and is a predicted model, not a curated record. Gene Ontology annotation, biological process: protein insertion into mitochondrial inner membrane.